UUCUCAAGUCAAAACAAAAAUAACAACAUGGCGGACGAAUGUGGCAAAUCGCAUACAUUCAGCGAAUUACAAAUCACUUAGGAACCAUUAAGCAUCAAAUCUUUCGAUGUCAUUUUUAGAGACAUGACCACAGACACGUCAUGGAUGAACGAAACUGCUUAAGAAGGGUUAGGAGUUGGUGGAAAUAGUUUUGAAGUUUAUCUUAUGGUCAUCCAUCGUCAUAAAUCAUAUCGAUCACUUUACGUACACUUGUUUACCACACUUUAAUACUGAUCUGAAGAAAUACCUCAAUGUGUUACACCAAGAAAAAAACACGAGCAAUGAAAUAAUCAUACUCUGAAAAAAGUCUUCAGAAGGAAACGGAAACAGAAUCUCAACAAGUUUACCUUCGUGCCGAAGUAAUUUUCAGGCGCUAACCUAAAGUUAUCCUUGCGGUGGUUUUAGAUGGCACGGGAAGAUAUGGAAAUAACCGAUCAGGAAAUUUGCGUUUUAAAUCAUUUUCAGGGCGAAACUGUUUGCUAGCCUUUAGUGCUACUAGAGGGGAUAAUAUGUCCAAACAGCGAAACAUCCGGACCCAAAAGAAUUCGUCGACUGUCCACCACUAGAUCAGAUGCUUCCAGUAACCCUGAGUCAGAAAUGGGAAAUAAGAUACAAGCUCUGGAUUCAAAAUGGAUUGGGAAAGAAUUGGAAGUUGCUCAAGAUGAUUUGUCUAUACUGAUUAAAUGUGGUGAUCACGAAAUGUCAUGGCCAGUAGUUAGUAAAGGUUUCAAGGUGGUUGUUCCUCUUAACACUGGAGAAAACUUGAUUGUGUUGAAAGUGCCGCAUAGAACAGAAAUGAAUGAACUUAAACUCAAGUUAACAUAUACACCAGUCACAAUAUCAAGAUUUGUUCGUGUGGUUUACAUCAAGUGUGCUGAUAGUGAUGGAUCAUUUGAUGCUCCUGCAAAUGUUCCAUGUGGUGUAGAUUCUGCUAUCAAAAGACUUGCUUUUAAUUCCCGACUUCUUCAGACAUUUACAGCUGAAAGUUUGUACCAACAUGGUCUAGGACGCCAGACAUUCUGUAUUGAGGAAGAUGACACUGGAUCACCCAAGGUUCACAUAUUCACCAGUAAACUGAAGACUUGUGAAGCUCUUGGUAUGACAGGGGAUCAGCUGUAUGCAUUUUUUAACAAGGAACUGAAAUCAUCAAGCCUCUUUGACCCCAUGUGUAAGUUUUGGACUUUCAUGUCCUGCACCCAUUAUGAGCCACCUUCCCCACAUCUGUUUGAUGAGAAGCAUGUUACAAAGUACAUCAAAGCUCACACAGCUCUUGGAGGGAGUCACCUUGCUCUCUUUGGUAUGGGAGGGCUCCACACUUGGGCCCCAAGUAUUAAAGAGUUGGUGCCAUGUUUUACUGAUGGACAGAUGAUUGACAAAUUACAACUCUUUGAUGACAGUGGUGGAAGAGGAACUUACUGGGCAAAUUAUGCCACUGGUUUGGGUGCCUCUAUACAUGAACUUGGUCACUGCUUUGACCUGGCGCACACACCAAAAGGUAUUAUGGGAAGGGGAUUUGAUGAUAUGAACUGUGUGUUUACCAUGUGGAAGCAACCCACAUCUCCAGGAAAGGACACUUUAACGACAGAGAAAUCAGUUGUUGAUACUGCUAAAGAAAAAUCUGCUGACCAAGCUAUAGCUACUGCUGAAGUAUUAGCCACAGGAAUCCCAGGUGCUGAGGGUCUUGUGCCCAAAUCAAUGAGCUGUACUACCAGUUCCUCCAGUGGCAACACUGACCUUGCCACACCCAAUGAAUGGUCACACGGUGCACACUGGUACAGAUCCUCAGCUGUUUUACUCAGAUAUCACAAAUGGUUCUCCACUUCAAAUGUGAGAGAUAAUGACAUCCCCUCUAAAAAGCCCAUAGUACACUGGUCAAGCACUCUCUGUGGUCCUGUUGGUAAUUGUGGGGGCUGUCAUCAGAAGAAUCAGCUGUCAUUCAACAGCGUCAAGUGGCUUGAGUCCCAGGGUGCAGUUCUAGGGGGUUUUAUUAUUCAUGCCGAGGAGUAUGUGAAUUGUAUACAGGUCUUAGGGAGUCAAGAAAAAGCGGAAAGUGGUGAGUGUCAGGAAGUUCUUUCUGAACCCCAUGGAACAGAUGGCGUGGGUAAGCGGUAUAUAUUCACCAUCAACUCUCCAGAGGAAUACAUCACAGCUGUUGAUAUCAGAGCUGGUGGAUGGAUUGAUGCUAUUAGAUUCCAUACAAACUACAAAUCCAGUGUUUGGAUGGGAGGGGUGGGUGGAGAUGAAUGCUGCCUGAGACCCUCCCCUGGGAGAAACAUUCUUGGUUUAAUGGGAACAAGUGGAAUGUAUGUUGGAUCGCUUGGAGUACUGCUUAGCAGUGAUUUAGAUAAGGAAAUAACACCAACAGAUGAGUUAGACCAACUAGUUAUAGAAGCACCCCUCGGGAUUCGGCUUAUUGAGCUCUGGGAUAAGAAAUACAGUGAAGUGUACCAACAUUGGGAAUUCCUACAGCCACACCCACCCAACACGUUCACCCUGUCCAGAUCAGAUGCCAAGGACCAGGCUUCAACUCUCCUAGUUGAAGAUGACCAGGGAAACAUCUUUCGCACAGCUUUCGUAUACAAUUACAAUGACUUCAUUUGAUGCAACGAUCUGCAAUCUGCGAUUGUAUUGGUUAUAAACUAAUAAACUCUUCGAUUUGUCAAGGAAAUUCACUACGUUGUGAGCAGUGCGUGGAAAAACGUGCCGGUAGUUUUAACUGGAGUAGAUAGAGGGAAAUUAACAAAAGAGGGGGGCGGUUCUGAUCCCGUUUCACGCACAAAGUUUAGAGAAAAUCACGCGACAGAUGUCAUUUCACGCGUCACAGUAUUUCACGCGUCACGAAUUUAAAAGGAAAAGCUUCAAAUCUCAGCUUACUGCCUUUCUGUUAAAUUCAUGCUUCUUAAGUUUGGGUUGAAUCACGCGUCUGUCGCCAAUGGAAAGGUCACGGUGCUUUAAUCACUAGAAAUCGUGAUUUAUUGUUCAUUCUCAAAAUUUACAAUGCUGUUCACUUCCUCGAUCUACACAAGUAGUAGUCCUAAUCCCUCUCUAAAAACCAAUUGACAUUGAUCUUGCGAAAUUUUUCAUAAUAACAAUAAUAAUUAUAAUAAUAAUAGUGUAUUAGACUGAAUGACGCUGGUAAUACUAUGAAAUAUCAAAUGAAAAUUAUAAAUUUCUAAUUGAAGCCAUAAUUAUGGAAUUUUCAAAACGGUCGGUACGAUAGCGGGGUUCAGUAGAGAGUAUGGUGUUUCUUAAUGGUAUCUUGACAUAUUAAUCAAUUUAAACGCCACUUACAAACCGUUAA
Molecule: messenger RNA, 3340 nt
Organism: Stylophora pistillata
Lineage: Eukaryota; Metazoa; Cnidaria; Anthozoa; Scleractinia; Pocilloporidae
Source: RefSeq, a predicted model, not a curated record